Molecule: messenger RNA, 1482 nt
Organism: Verticillium dahliae VdLs.17
Lineage: Eukaryota; Fungi; Ascomycota; Sordariomycetes; Glomerellales; Plectosphaerellaceae
Product: pisatin demethylase
Exons: 7
Coding region: 1-1482 (493 amino acids)
Molecular function (GO): heme binding; oxidoreductase activity, acting on paired donors, with incorporation or reduction of molecular oxygen; monooxygenase activity
Source: RefSeq, a predicted model, not a curated record
AUGACUUUGUCGCUGGCUGAGAUCAGGCUCCCCUCGCCGCCGCUCCUCAGCGGCCUGCUGAUCGCCGGCUUCCUCCUCUUGUUGGCCAGGGCGUACCACGGGUGGCGACGCCUCUCUCACAUACCGGGUCCGUUCCUGUGGUCGCUCUCACCGUUCCCGCUGCUCAGGGCCAACCUCAUCGGCCAAUCCCACCAGAUCCUCAGUGAUUUGACCACCGAAUAUGGCCCGCUCGUCCGCAUCGGGCCCAAUGUCGUCCUGACGACUGACUAUCGGCACUGCCAAAAGAUGGAAGCCCACAAGUCCCCGUAUCGCAAGGGGCCCUGGUAUGGCACCUUUCGGUUUCAGAAGGGCGUCGACCACUCGUUCGCCAUGCUGGAUGAGGCCAGGCACACGGCCCUGCGGACCAAGGAACAAGCCAUCGACCGGCAGCUGGAGCGCUUCUUCCGCAUCAUCGACGAGCAGUACAUCACGACGCCGUGUGACCACAAGCCCCUCGACCUGUCCGUCAUCACGCAGUUUCUGGCCCUCGACAUUGUCGGGGACAUGACGUUUGGCAAACCCUUUGGCUUCCUCGACAAGGGCGAAGACAUCUAUGACUGGAUCAAGUGGAACGAGGGCUUCUUCCCCAUCGCCUCCACCGCUGCCACCCUCCCGUUCCUCGCCAGCCUCGUCCAGAAGUGGCCCUUUUCCGAGGCGCUGCCCAAGCCCACCGACAAGGAAGGUCUUGGAUGUUUCAUCAAGGCGGCUCAGGACACGCUCGACGAGCGGUUCGAGCCAGGCGCGCAGCCGCGACACGACAUGAUCGCUCAGUUCCUCAAGCACGGCGCUACCAAAGCGGAAGCAACCAGCGAGGCCCUGGUCCAAGUCGUCGCCGGCACGGACUCCGUAGCCGUGGCCCUGCGCAUGGCUGUGCUCUACGUCCUCUCGACGCCGCGGGUCUACCACCGCCUGCUGUCCGAGAUUGAGGGCGCCGCCGCCAAAGGCGAGGUCAGCUUGCCGAUCAGGGAUGCCGAGGCUAAGAAGCUGCCGUACCUGCAGGCCGUGAUCCGUGAGGGCAUGCGCAUCUUUGCCUCGCAGACGCCCCUCCUCAACAAGACGGUUCCGCCUGGUGGGGACGUCGUUGCUGGUUUUGCGCUGCCGGCCGGCACGCAGGUGGGCAUGGACGGUUGGGGGAUCCUCCGGAGCAAGGAGCACUGGGGCCCCGACGCGGGCAUCUUCCGGCCCGAGAGAUGGCUCGAGGUCGGUGACGCCAGAAAGGCCGAGAUGGCCGCCACGCUGGAGGCUCUCUUUGGCUAUGGACGGUACAAGUGUCUUGGCCGGAACGUUGCUUUCAUGCAGAUGAGCAAGGCUCUACCAGAGCUCUUGCGACGAUACGACUUUACGAUCAAUGACCCGACCCUCCCGGUGAGGAAGCUUCACAGCGCUGCUUUCUGGAUGAUGGAAGGUUUCUGGGUCACUGUUGCGCAAAGGCAGACCCAGUGA